Molecule: messenger RNA, 1931 nt
Organism: Dioscorea cayenensis subsp. rotundata (Guinea yam)
Lineage: Eukaryota; Viridiplantae; Streptophyta; Magnoliopsida; Dioscoreales; Dioscoreaceae
Product: GDP-Man:Man(3)GlcNAc(2)-PP-Dol alpha-1,2-mannosyltransferase
Exons: 8
Coding region: 131-1672 (513 amino acids)
Biological process (GO): protein N-linked glycosylation
Cellular component (GO): endoplasmic reticulum membrane
Molecular function (GO): GDP-Man:Man(3)GlcNAc(2)-PP-Dol alpha-1,2-mannosyltransferase activity
Source: RefSeq, a predicted model, not a curated record
AAGGAAGGGGUGAAGAGGAGGAGGAGAGAGAGGGGGAGGAUGAAGAGCACGGUGAGAGCGAGGAAGUGGCGAGAGUGAGCUGCGACCACGCGUUUCGAAUCGGAGAGCACGCCGGAAAGCAUGUCCGGCCAUGGCGCCGCCGUCACCGGCCGGCGGCGAGGAGAUGAAGACGAAGAGAAGUUGCUCAUUGGAAUGUGAUCUAGAUCCGUACCCGAUAAAGAGAGCAGUGUGGAGAGAAGUGGCAAAGCUCGAAGCUUUUGGGGGAGAACCAGCCAUGGCGAUUUGGGUCUCUUUGAUCUCUUUGUUAUCGGCGCUUCUCUCCAUACUGGUUUUCUCUGUUGGGGUUGCUGUGAUUUCGGGGAGGAGGAGCAGGAGGAGGGCGGUGGGGUUCUUUCAUCCAUUCACCAACGAUGGUGGUGGUGGGGAACGGGUGUUAUGGUGCGCUGUGCGAGCGGUGCAGGAGGAGCGUUCCGACCUUGAUUGCGCUGUGUACACUGGCGAUGAAGCGUCUCCAGAGAGUCUUGCCGCCCGGGCGCUUGAUCGCUUCGGCGUUCGGCUUCUUCGCCCGCUUAUUGUAGUGCGCCUGUCAAAAAGGAAAUGGGUUGAGGAGAAGACCUAUCCUCAUUUCACUAUGAUUGGGCAGAGUCUUGGUUCUAUGUAUCUCUCGUGGGAGGCCAUUCGCAAGUUCACACCUUACUUUUAUUUUGACACCAGUGGGUAUGCUUUUACAUACCCAAUCGCAAGGUUAUUUGGGUGCAAAGUUAUUUGCUACACACAUUACCCAACAAUAAGUACCGAUAUGCUUUCUCGUGUUCGCCACCGCAGUUCAAUGUACAAUAAUGAUCCUCUGAUAGCCACAAGUAUUUGGCUGUCGUGGGGCAAAAUUAUCUAUUACACAAUCUUUAGUUGGUUGUAUGGGAUGGUGGGAUCUUGUGCACAUCUUGCAAUGGUCAACUCCUCUUGGACAAGAGCUCAUAUUGAGGAACUGUGGAAAAUUCCUAAACGGACUAUGAGAGUUUACCCUCCUUGUGAUACUUCAGCUCUCCAGGUUCUUCCCUUGGAAAGGUCUGGCAAAACUCCUACAUUUAUUUCUGUUGCACAAUUUCGUCCUGAAAAGGCUCAUGCUGUUCAACUUGAGGCAUUCUCGCUUGCUGUUCAGAGACUAGACUCUAGCAUGCCUAGACCGAAGCUCCAGUUUGUUGGUAGUUGUAGAAACAAAGAGGACAAAGAGAGAUUGCAAAAAUUAAAGGAUAGAGCUUCUGAGUUGAAUAUGGAGGAGCUUGUGGAGUUCCAUAGGGAUGUCUCUUACAGGGAUCUGAUACGACUACUAGGAGGUGCUAUUGCGGGACUUCAUUCCAUGAUAGAUGAACACUUUGGCAUUAGUGUUGUCGAAUAUAUGGCAGCGGGUGCCAUUCCUAUUGCUCAUAAUUCAGCCGGUCCAAAGAUGGACAUUGUUGCAGACGAAGAUGGACAUCAGACUGGCUUUCUUGCAUCUGACACUGAAGGCUAUGCUGAAGCUAUCCUCAAGAUUUUGAAAAUGUCAGAGACGGAGAGGCUUACGAUUGCUGCAGCUGCAAGAAAGCGAGCUCAAAAGUUUUCCGAGAAGAAAUUCUGUGAAGAUUUUAAAGCCGCAAUUCGGCCAGUCAUCUCAAGUUUACAUUCUGUUAAUUAGAGUGAAAAAUGUUUGGAUUAUCUCACAAUUUUGAUCCUUUUCUUCCAAGGAAACGAUACAUUUGGAUUGAUGUUUAUAGAGGGGGAAAAACAUCCUACUGGGCAUGGGAGAGAACAUGGAAAACAUUAUUUUUGUGUGUUUGCACUUUAGGGAUGAAUUAUUACUUGUACUUUAGAUUAUUAGCUCUUAAUGUGUUUAGAUUCGUAUUUGAGUUCUAUUAUUUAAAAUUAUAUCCAAUGGAGCUUAUGUUUAUGGUUUA